Molecule: messenger RNA, 1749 nt
Organism: Betta splendens (Siamese fighting fish)
Lineage: Eukaryota; Metazoa; Chordata; Actinopteri; Anabantiformes; Osphronemidae
Gene: ccdc77
Product: coiled-coil domain containing 77
Exons: 12
Coding region: 158-1636 (492 amino acids)
Cellular component (GO): centrosome
Source: RefSeq, a predicted model, not a curated record
UACUGCCGCUAGGUGGCAUAGUAUAUUAUUUUGGUUCCGUAACCCACGAAGAAGAAGUAGAGACGUAAUCUUCCGUGUUUCAAAUGCUUGAUAGCAACGAAAUAUACUACUGAACGGACCCGUGAGAAUAGAAAAUAUAUUACAGUUUUGUACUAGGAUGGAAUCUCCAACUAAAAAUGCAACGCCACACAGAACCCGCAUCCGGACCCCUGGUCAGGAACCUGACUCCCCACUACCUCCCAUUAAUGAGCGGCUGGCGUACCUGCGUCCAUCUAGGGAGCUCUUGGAGUUCUACAGACAGAAGAUUGCCCAGUUUGACACCGAACACGAAGAGCUGCUGCAGAUGCUAGAGAAGUACAAAGGCAUCACAGAGGACCAGCAUAAACUACAGUGGGAGGUACGACAGCGUGAGGGAGAAAUUGCUGAGCUGCAAAAUGCUCUUAGUGACAUGCAGGUCUAUUUGUUUCAAGAGAGAGAGCAGUCUCUGCGCCUGUAUGCAGAAAAUGACCGACUGAAGAUCAGAGAGCUGGAGGACAGGAAGAAAAUCCAGCACCUUCUUGCACUGGUGGGGCCUGACACAGGAGAGAUCACAUACUUUCACAGAGAACCACCUCACAAGGUUACAAUCACACAGAGAAAACCCGAGUCCACACUGGAGGAAAGUCUCAGUCUGAGACCAGCAAAGCUAAAACCUACUGUGAUAAGAAAAGAGAGUGGCAGAAGAACAAAAUCCGCAGAUGGUAUAGAUGGAGAAACACUGGAACAAUACAAGAAUGAAAACCAGACUUUGUUACUUCAGGUGGAGGCGCUACAGGCUCAGAUGGAGGAACAGACCCGUCUGGCCAAAGAACAGAUAGAAUCUCUGCUGGAGGAUGGAAGAAUUAAAACAGAGGAAGCAAAAGGACAAUGGCAGAAAGAUCAGGAUCGAAUCACUGCACUUACUGACAGGCUUCAGAAAACGCAGAAGCUUUUGUAUGAGAGCACCAGGGAUUACUUGCAGCUCAAGUUUGAUACACGGACCCAUGAAAAGAGCUGGAUGGUGGAGAAGGACCGGCUGCUGAGAGAGCUAGACUCAUGCCACAACCGCCUGAGGAAGGCUGGGUCCUCUGGUGGUGAUCCAGGACGAACAUGGCAGCCCAGCAGCAGUACAACUGUGCUCCUUCACCAUCCUCAUCCGGAAUCACAGCAAACACACAAGGAGGAGCUAAAAGCAUUGCAAGAAGAUCUGAAACAAGCACAUCGUCUGGCAGAGAUGUAUAGGGAGCAGUGUAUCACUCUGGAGACAGAACUGGGCCAAAUCCGAGAGGAAGGAGACGUGGGCAGAGAGAUAUUCAAGGAGCGUUCAGACAAAAUGGCCAAGCGACUUCAGCUGAUGACUCAGCGCUAUGAGGCUUUGGAAAAGAGGAGGGUCAUGGAGGUGGAGGGCUUCAAGGCUGACCUGAAGCACCUCCGACAGAAGUUCAAAGAUGUAGAAAAGCAACUCCUUAAGGUUACUCUGAAUGUUGGGCCGAACCAGGACCUAGCAAUUCUGCAUGAGGUGCGUCAGACCAACACCAGGACUAAAAAGGUUCAGAGUGAGCUGAUGGCACUGAAGGCUAAAAUCUAUGGACUGGAAAAUGAGCUAAGGUUCAGCUAAGAAUGGACUGUGAUGCCUUGGGUGUUUGUACAGGAAAUCGCAUGUGAGGUUGAUUUCAAUGUUGAGUAUUAUAUUUGUAUUUUUGACCAAUAAAAACGUUUUUUGGACUGACA